GCGGGGAAGAGGAUGGCUGGAAGUGGCCGGAAGUGGUGAGAGGCUGCGCCGGCCUCGGUGACCGGAAGAGGCCGGAAGGGGGUGCAGACAGGAAGGGAGGCCGGAAGGAAAGUGCAGACAGGAAGGGAGGCCGGAAGGGGGUGCAGACAGGAAGGGAGGCCGGAAGGAAAGUGCAGACAGGAAGGGAGGCCGGAAGGGCGUGCAGACAGGAAGGGAGGCCGGAAGGGCGUGCAGACAGGAAGGGAGGCCGGAAGGGCGUGCAGACAGGAAGGGAGGCCGGAAGGAAAGUGCAGACAGGAAGGGAGGUUCAGACCGGAAGGGAGGCCGGAAGGGAGGUGCAAACAGGGAGAGAGACGGGAAGGGAGGCCGGAGGGAGGUGCAGACCGGGAGGUUUAGACAGGGAGGCCGGGGGGCGGCGGGGCCGGGAUGUGGGACCCCGGGCUGGUCCGGCUGGCGCUGGCGCAGCAGCUGCGGGCCGCCUACGGCAUCAAGGUCAAGGGCGGCCGCGGGCCGGGCGAGCGCCGGAGGCGCGGGGCGGCGGCAGCGGCGGGUAAAAUAUUUGGAGUUCCUGUUCGUGCGCUGCCCCAUUCUGUUGUACCAGAAUAUGGAAACAUUCCAAGCUUUCUUGUGGAUGCCUGCACAUCUUUGGAAGCCCACAUUCACACUGAAGGACUGUUCAGGAAAUCAGGAUCUGUUAUUCGUCUAAAAGCACUAAAGAGCAGAGUGGAUCGUGGCGAUGAAGGCAGCCUGUCUUCCGCACUGCCGUGUGAUGUCGCAGGGCUCCUCAAGCAGUUUCUCAGGGAGCUGCCUGAGCCCAUCCUCCCAGCUGAUUUGCAUGAAGCACUUUUCAGAGCUCAGCAGUUGGGAACAGAGGAGAAGAAUAAAGCUACAUUGUUGCUCUCCUGUCUUAUGACCGAUCAUACAGUUGAUAUCCUGAGAUACUUCUUUAGCUUUCUCAGGAAUGUUUCUCUUAGAGCCAGUGAGAAUAAGAUGGAUAGCAGCAACCUUGCUGUCAUAUUUGCACCAAAUCUUCUUCAGACAAAUGAAGGGCAUGAGAAGAUGUCUGCUAACACGGAAAAAAAGCUACGAUUACAGGCUGCAGUAGUACAGACUCUUAUUGAUUAUGCACCUGACAUUGGGCGUGUACCAGACUUCAUCCUAGAAAAGAUGCCAGCUAUGUUGGGAAUUGAUGGUCUGUGUGCUACUCCGUUACUGGAAGGUUUUGAAGAAGGUGAAUGUGAAACUCCUGGUGAAUGCAAGAGGAAACGGAGGCAGAGUGUGGGAGAUUUUGUUAAUGGAGCCCUCAAUAAACUUAAAUAUAACAGAACACCUUCUAUUACACCUCAACAGGAUAGAACUGCUCAGCUCUCUGUAUCACCAGUGAUUUUUACACCAAGUGCUAAACGCAAAUUGCCAGUAGAUUCUUCCCAUGGCUGCUCGAGUAAGAAAAGGAAGUCCAUCAAGCACAGUUUUAACUUUGAGCUGUUGCCGAGCAACCUCUUCAGUAGCAGUUCUACACCCGUAUCAGUUCACUUUGAUACAAGCCCAGAGGGGUCAUCUCAAAGUUCCAUCUCUCCUGUAGCCAUGAGUGGAAACGGUUUGAUGAGUACAGAUGUGCUGAGGCGGAGUAAAAGGAUUGCAAACAAAAGACUUUGCAGGGUAGAAUCUGGAAAAGCAGGCUGUUUCUCUCCUAAAAUCAAUCGUAAGGAAAAAGUUCGAAGAUCUCUUCGUUUGAAAUUUAGUCUGGGGAAAAGCAGCAGAGAUGCCAAUGGGUGUUCUGGUGUCAACAGAUCCGAGCAUGUUGGUCGGCGACUUGCAAAUCAACCAAGUUUAAAAACUAGGAUCGAAUCUGUAAAAACAGGUCUACUUUUUAGCCCAGAUAUUGGUGAAAGAUUACCAAAGAAAGGUCCUAAAAAGAUCAGUAAGUCUGAGGAAAACUUACUAACUCCAGAGCAAAUGGAUGGAACAAGUUACCGGAUGUCUUGGACAGGACCCAGUAAUUUGAGUUUUCAAGAAAUGGAUGUAAAUGAAGUGUCUCCAACAAUGGCAAAUCCUGAGGUGGAGAACUUUUCUUUGGAGCCCAGCGUCACGAUUGAAAAGUUACCUGCUCCGUCAUGUGAACUCAGGCCUUCUGCUCUGCAGGGCCGGCCUGUGGGCAGCGCCUUGGCGAGCUCCCUCAGUGGGGAUGAAAACAGUGUCACCUCAGAAACGGUGGUGAAAAUUCAGAGAGCGUUUUCUGAGUCCGGAAGUCAUCUUCAUGCACUGAUAAGUCACAGACGGUCAUCAGUGACUACAGAGGAGGAAGUAAAGUUAACCGAAACAUUGUACAUAGAAAGUAGCCCGGAGAGAAGCCUGUGUGAAGCUGAUGAUGUGACUGUGCGAGAGUCAGAAGAAAAGUAUGGAAACGGUAGUGGUAAAGACAAAAAUUAUUCUUCAGAAGUAGAUGGCUUACCCCAUCAAAGUGAAACACUUGGAAAAGAAGCCGUCGUGGGGUGGGAGUCAGCUCAGAUGAGGGUAGAAGAUGAGGUUCAUUCAGAUAUGCCAAAAGAUCAUCUAAGCCAACAGCUCCCCAGUCGUGAGCAGGUCCCGGAACAGCAGUCCCCAGGGAACGGUCAGACAACAGAGGCGAAGGACAGCGAGAAAGAGAGUGAAGACAAGAAAUCUGCAGCUUCCAGCCCAGCUGAGGCUCAGCCCUCUUCCUCACAGCAGAGUAUGUGCGGGGUUUUGGGCCAGUCAAAGCCUAAGCCUGUGGGACCUGCUAAACAGCGUGCUCCGGUAGAAAGCUGUGACGGGACUGUUUGUGAACUCUUGCAAAUGACAGAGCCUGGGAAGGUUUCAGACCACAUACAGUGGUUUAAUAAGCUGUCUUUAAAUGAGCCGAAUAGAACAAAAGUGAAGUCACCUCUGAAGUUUCAGCGUACACCUGUCCGCCAGUCUGUUCGAAGAAUUAAUUCUCUGUUAGAAUAUAACAGACAGCCUGGUAGGCAGAAGCUGGUCAUCCCUUGGGAUGCAGCUUCGCCCCUGGUCAAGUCUGUGAGCUGUGACAGUGCCCUUCCCUGCCACACAGGGGGGCCGUCAGCAGAGUCCUCUACUUCAGAUACUCGCUCAGCUCCUCAGGACCCCAGGGCCUCAUCGUGUGAAUGGUCGGGUAUUGACGGGAUUUCAAAGUCGAGCACAGGGCUACCUUCCAGAUCUUUUUCAAAACUAAGGAGACACCCAGAGUCUGUGAAUGCUACUCUUCAGCCUAGAGUCUUUAAACAGGAAGUUGUAUCUGAUGGCCAAAUUAAGAUUCCCUUGGAUGAUCUGACUAAUCAUGAUAUUUUAAGAUCUGGUGUAAAUAACAAGGGCUUUCCUCCUGGGAUAAAAACAAGGGUCCUCAGGAAACCCUCGGAAAGAGAAAGGGUCUGGUACAAAGGAUCUCCAAAACAUCCUAUUGGAAAGGCUCAGCUGUUACCAACAAGUAGACCUGUGGACUUGUGACUGGCAUGUGUACCUGUCGUCAGUGUAAAUAAAAUUAGUGACUUGCAGGGCAGUGGACAUGUUAGUUUGUAGCUCAGGGUGACUUUAUGUAGUAAAUUUUCCUUGAAACUUAAUUUUUACCACAGGAACACUUUGAAAUUCCAUAUUUGUGCAUAUGACUUUUUUCUUAAUGAUGGCAGUCUUUUAAACUUAAUUUUCCUGCAGUCUCUUAAAGCGGAGGUUACCCUUUACUCUCUUCAACAAAUCACUGUCUUGAUUUACAAACACCUCUGCAAGUGAUAAUUUUUAUUGUACAAACGAUAGGAAGAAUCGUGCAAUUAAACCUAUGGCUUGAUUUUCCUCCAAGUCAGAGAAGGUUUCUGAAACAAAUGUUCCUACAUAAAGGGGAAGAGAGGGUUAGCCUCCCCGAUCUUAGGUCUUGAAUUACCUUAGUGUUUCUUGAAUACCAAACUCCUUAGAAAUGAGUUGCUCGGAUGGUGCCCCGUGCGCGUCUGGUACCUUGUGUGGACUUGACCAGGGGUAGGGACUCAGUCCCGUGGUACCCUGCGGGUGUUGAUUCUUGAAGCCAUGCUGUUUUCAAAGGUCAUCUGGGCCAAUGCAUGUGUGUCUGUUAUACCCAAUAUGGAACUGAACUAAGAAGAAUGGGGUUAAAGAAAUGCAGGUGGCCUUCCCCUUGAGGAUGCUUGGUUUUAACGUUUGGAUGCUUGAUGAAUGUGUCUUCCUUUUACUUGGAUUAAAAGCCGGAUGUUUUA
Molecule: messenger RNA, 4232 nt
Organism: Dipodomys spectabilis (banner-tailed kangaroo rat)
Lineage: Eukaryota; Metazoa; Chordata; Mammalia; Rodentia; Heteromyidae
Product: rho GTPase-activating protein 11A-like
Exons: 12
Coding region: 427-3480 (1017 amino acids)
Biological process (GO): signal transduction
Source: RefSeq, a predicted model, not a curated record